AUGGGUAGCACCAACACCAUGCUUCGUUUGACAACGUUUUACAUUCUACUGGUGGCAACCUUGGCACAAAAUGGCUACGAGUACAACAAACCUGGCCAGCCUUUUAAUCAGGGAACUCCAUCAAGCCGUCCAGGUUACCCAUCUGGAGCAUCUGGAGGUGGAUACACAACUUUUUCACCCUAUACAACUCCGCAAAGCGUAGAUUACCAUAACGGAGGAUCGGGAUCGACACCGAGUUAUCCGUCUGGACCAUCAAAAUAUCCGUCAAGUGGUGGUAAUCAGAACUAUCCAGGAACUAACCAACAGUCUCAUACAGGAUAUCCUGGGUCCCGCCCAUCUUAUCCAAACCAAGGAACCAGCAGUCCUAGUUCCGGUUAUACUGGCCAAUCAGGAACAAACUACCCUGGACAAACUGGACAAGCACUAGGACUCCCCGGUAUUUCAAGUGGCAGGCCUGGUGGUUCCGGUACUCCCGGUUUUGGGACACCUGCAUUUGGCUCCGGUUCGCCCGGUUUAGGACCCAGCUUACCUGGUUUUGCUCCCGGCACCCCCGGGUUUGGUCCUGGUAGCCCCGGUUUCGGCCCCGAUGAUACAGGAGCUUACGAAGGAGGUGAUUAUUCGGCUAUACCCGGUGAACCGGACAAGGAUUACCCAAUAUUGUCUAUUAUUCCAGAAACAUCAUUCAGUUGCAAUGCACAACGCUAUCCAGGAUAUUAUGCUGAUGUUGAAACUCGUUGUCAGGUCUUUCACGUUUGCGCUAAUAAUAUCACUUAUGAUUUCCUGUGUCCCAAUGGAACAAUCUUCUCCCAGGAGGUAUUCGUAUGUGUCUGGUGGAAUCAGUUCGACUGCAACUCUGCUCCCAGUUUCUAUGAACUCAACGCCAAUCUCUAUGAUUACUCUAUAACAGGAUCAUCUUACCCUGGAAGCACUGGGCCAUCAAACUAUCCUUCAGGUACGCCCUCAGGUUUCCCAGGACCUCAAAGACCAUCAGGCUAUCCAGGGGUCACAGGGGCGCAGGGACCAUCCCCUUCUUAUCCAAAUAACAAUGGACCACAAGGCCCAUCAACUGGUUAUCCAGGAGGGCAAAGGCCUCAGGGCCCAUCUAGCCCAUCUGGCCCAUCUGGUCCACAAGGCCCUUCAUCUAUCUAUCCUGGCCAACAAAGCCCGUCAUCUACCUAUCCUGGUCAACAAGGCCCUUCAUCUACAUACCCCGGUCAACAAGGCCCUUCAUCUAACUACCCUGGCCAACAAGGCCCCUCGUCUAACUAUCCUGGCCAGCAAGGCCCCUCAACUGCCUACCCUGGCCAACAAGGCCCGUCAUCUCCUUACCCUGGACAACAAGGUCCCUCAUCUACCUAUCCUGGUCAACAAGGGGCAACAUCCUCAUACCCUGGAAGUUCCGGAUACCCUGGUUCUCAAAGUCAGACAACCUCACAAAGGCCGAACUAUCCCGGAUCACAAGGUGCAUCAAAUUAUCCUGGAUCUCAAUCUGGAAGCAGUCAAGGCUACCCGUCUGGCAGACCUAAUGGACCCAGUUUCCCAACUGGUGGCAAUGGAGGAAGACCUCAAGGUCUUCAAGGUGACAGAUAUCCUACGCAGACGCCCAACAGAGAAUACCUCCCGCCUAAAAAAUAA
This is a messenger RNA of Parnassius mnemosyne (clouded apollo), 1635 nucleotides long. The record is from the annotation of a GenBank genome assembly. NCBI's taxonomy places the organism in Eukaryota, Metazoa, Arthropoda, Insecta, Lepidoptera, Papilionidae.